Didymella exigua CBS 183.55 is the source of this 1771-nucleotide messenger RNA. RefSeq names its product p68 RNA helicase. The coding region runs from base 251 to 1681 and encodes 476 amino acids. NCBI's taxonomy places the organism in Eukaryota, Fungi, Ascomycota, Dothideomycetes, Pleosporales, Didymellaceae. The record is from RefSeq and is a predicted model, not a curated record. Gene Ontology annotation, biological process: rRNA processing. The transcript is spliced from 5 exons. Gene Ontology annotation, molecular function: RNA binding; RNA helicase activity; ATP binding. Gene Ontology annotation, cellular component: nucleus; ribonucleoprotein complex; cytoplasm.
CCGCGGCUAUGCUUGCUUCACCUGCUUUCACAGGUCAGGCGGGCGGUCGCGUACUUUCUGCAACAGCGUAGAGUUCCCCUUUACUGUCUCCAUCCUCCUCCUGAGUACCUAGCACUAACCUAUAUUCAGUGGUGGCUACGGCGGCGGCGGUGGCUCCAACGGAUAUUCUGGCGGCGGCGGCGGUGGCUACGGCGGCGGCGGCUACGGCGGCGGCGGCGGCUAUGGUGGUGGAGGUGGUGGAGGUGACCGUAUGGGCCAGCUCGGCUCUGGUCUCAAGCAGCAGGAGUGGGACAUGGACACAUUGCCCAAGUUCGAGAAGUCUUUCUACAAGGAGGACCCCGAUGUCGAAAACCGCUCCGCCGAAGAUGUUGAGGCUUUCCGCAAGGAACACCAGAUCGCAGUCAAGGGCUCCAACGUCCCGAAGCCCGUCACAACAUUCGACGAGGCUGGUUUCCCCGGCUACGUUAUGAACGAGGUCAAGGCGCAAGGCUUCGCUAAGCCCACACCCAUUCAGUGCCAGGGAUGGCCCAUGGCUCUCUCUGGUCGCGACGUUGUUGGUGUUGCCGAGACUGGUUCCGGAAAGACCCUCACAUACUGCUUGCCCGCCAUCGUCCACAUCAACGCUCAGCCUCUCCUCGCACCCGGCGACGGCCCCAUCGUCCUGAUUCUCGCGCCCACCCGUGAGUUGGCUGUUCAGAUUCAGGUUGAGAUCAGUAAAUUCGGAAAAUCUUCUCGUAUUCGCAACACUUGCGUCUACGGAGGUGUUCCCAAGGGUCCUCAGAUCCGCGACCUUGCUCGUGGUGUCGAGGUCUGCAUCGCCACACCCGGUCGUCUCAUAGAUAUGCUUGAGGCUGGCAAGACAAACCUUCGCCGUGUCACCUACCUCGUUCUCGACGAGGCUGACCGCAUGCUGGACAUGGGUUUUGAGCCCCAGAUCCGCAAGAUCAUUGGACAGAUUCGCCCUGACCGUCAGACUUGCAUGUGGUCUGCUACAUGGCCCAAGGAGGUUCGCCAGUUGGCUGCCGACUACCAGAACGACUGGAUCCAGGUGAAUAUCGGUUCGAUGGAUCUGUCUGCCAACCAUCGCAUUCAGCAGAUCGUUGAGGUUGUCUCAGAGUUCGAGAAGCGCGACCGCAUGGCCAAGCAUCUCGAGACCAUCAUGAACGACAAGAGCAACAAGAUUCUUAUCUUCACAGGUACCAAGCGUGUCGCCGACGAGAUCACACGAUUCCUGCGUCAGGACGGGUGGCCUGCGUUGUCUAUCCACGGUGACAAGCAGCAAAACGAACGCGAUUGGGUCCUGAACGAGUUCAAGACUGGCAAAAGCCCCAUCAUGGUUGCCACUGAUGUGGCUUCCCGUGGUAUCGAUGUCCGCAAUAUCACUCACGUUUUCAACUAUGACUACCCCAACAACUCGGAGGAUUACGUCCAUCGUAUCGGUCGUACUGGUCGUGCUGGUCAGACAGACUCCAAGCAGGCCCGUGAUCUCGUCCAGAUUCUCACGGAGUCUAAGCAGCAGAUUGACCCUCGCUUACACGAGAUGUGCCGCUACGGCGGUGGCGGCGGUGGUGGUGGCCGCUGGGGAGGUGGCCGUGGCCGUGGUGGUGGUCGCGGUGGCGGCGGAGGCCGGGGUGGUUGGUCCGGUGGUAACGGCGACCCCAUUCGCAACAGCCGCUGGUAAACGCAACGCUACGUUCGAUGAUACGACAUCCGGCAACGGCUUUUCUCGAGGUUCGGCGUUCGAUGUAGACCAUUUCCCUUUUCCACGUCA